AUGGUUCAGGGGCCCAUGGGGAACUGUGCCAAGCGGCCCUGGCGUCGAGGGCCCAAGGACCCCUGGCAGUGGCCUGGCUCCCCCAGAGGGGGCUCCUGCUGUAGUGCCAGUCCCCGCCCCAAGGAGCAGGGGGGCGUCCAGGGCUACUCAGUGCUUGGCAGCCUGGUGGGGCCAGCCUGCAUCUUCCUUCGGCCCAACAUCGCCACCACCCAGCUCGAUCGGGACCUACGGCCUGAGGAGCUCGAAGAGCUGCAGGUCGCCUUCCAGGAGUUUGACCGAGACCGGGACGGCUACAUUGGCUAUCGGGAGCUGGGUGCCUGCAUGCGGACCUUGGGCUACAUGCCCACCGAGAUGGAGCUCAUCGAGAUCUCACAGCAAAUCAGUGGCGGGAAGGUGGACUUUGAAGACUUCGUGGAGCUGAUGGGCCCCAAGCUGCUGGCAGAGACAGCAGACAUGAUUGGUGUCAGGGAGCUUCGGGAUGCCUUCCGGGAGUUCGACACCAACAGGGAUGGCUGCAUCAGCCUGGGGGAGCUUCGGGCGGCCCUCAAGGCUCUGCUGGGGGAGCGCCUCAGCCAGCGGGAGGUGGAUGAGAUCCUGCAGGACAUUGACCUCAAUGGAGAUGGCCUGGUUGACUUUGAAGAAUUUGUGCGAAUGAUGUCUCGCUGAACCUGUACAGAAGCUGGAGGCAGCGGUCAGGCCUGGAGGACCACAGCCUCUUCAAACUAAGUGUGUUCUCUGAAGCCCAUCCUGUACAGCUGGGAUACUCCCCCAUCCCUGCCUGCCUUCACCCCUUACUCCAUCUCUGUUUCUGUGACAAUAAAGCAUCAUCAA
This is a messenger RNA of Heterocephalus glaber (naked mole-rat), 831 nucleotides long. RefSeq names its product calcium binding protein 2 (gene Cabp2). Gene Ontology annotation, cellular component: cytoplasm. Gene Ontology annotation, biological process: visual perception. The record is from RefSeq and is a predicted model, not a curated record. Gene Ontology annotation, molecular function: calcium channel regulator activity; calcium ion binding. NCBI's taxonomy places the organism in Eukaryota, Metazoa, Chordata, Mammalia, Rodentia, Bathyergidae.